Messenger RNA from Hyaloperonospora brassicae, 993 nucleotides. NCBI's taxonomy places the organism in Eukaryota, Oomycota, Peronosporomycetes, Peronosporales, Peronosporaceae. The record is from the annotation of a GenBank genome assembly.
AUGUCGUUUCUACUGCGCUUAGCCGCUGCCCGCCGCGUGCUCCGCCCCUCGGCGAUAGCCGCCUCAGCAUUCACGGCCGGUAACGUCUGGUCCACUCGCGUCCGCAACAACCAGCACAAGAGCAGCACCGAUGCCGUUCAAACGGCUGCGUUGGACCUCCGUCGCCUGGCCGUGAUCGGCGGCGGCAAUAUGGCUGAAGCCAUGAUCACGGGUGUGCUCUCGAACGGACUCAUUCCCAGCUCGAAGGUCGUUGUGUCGGACCCGAACCCUGCCAUGCGCACCAAGUACGCGCCGCUGCACGUGGAGACGCACACGCGCAACAGCUCGGCCGUGAACGGCGCAGACGUGAUCUUGGUAGCGGUCAAGCCUCAAGUCGCCAACGACGUGCUGCGAGCUGUUAAGGCGUCCAUGGACCCCGGAGCGUUGCUCAUCUCUGUCGUGGCGGGACUAAGCAUCAAGCAGCUGCAAGCGCUGCUGGGACAGAAUAGCCACAUCAUUCGCACGAUGCCCAACACGCCGGCUAUGAUUGGAGAGGGCACGACGGUGUGGGCUCAGUCGGCCGAGGUGACAAGUGCGCAGCAUGAACUCACCAAGCAGAUCCUUGGAUCGUUUGGCGUGGAGGUGUUUGUGGACGACGAGAAUGCACUGGAUAUGGCGACGGCGCUGUCUGGAUCCGGACCUGCCUACUUUUUCCUCGUGGCCGAGGCAAUGAUUGACACGGGCGUGCACAUGGGCUUCUCUCGACCAGUGGCCACAAAACUAGUGCAGCAAACGAUGCUCGGGUCUGCCAUGUACAUGCAAGCAGAGGACGCGCACCCAGUCGAGCUGCGGAACAACAUCACGAGUCCUGGCGGAACCACUGCAGCCGGUCUCUACCGCGCCGAGAAGAACGGGUUCCGUGCUGUGAUCGCCGACGCCAUCUGGGCCGCGUACGAGCGGUGCCUCGAACUUGGCUCGACCGAGCCGGUUCAGCGCCAGCGUCCGCGCUCGUAA